GAGAAAGCAUCUUUGUCUACACAGCGAAGGUUCGGGCUUCCCUGCCUGCCUUUAUCGCUACAGCAACAUCUAAAGAUCAGGCUAUCCUUGUGAAGACAGAGGUCGCAUUCAUCUGCCGCAUUCAUCUCCGCUCAAUUUAGGAUUUCCCCCCCCUUUUUUUGUCUCUUUGCCUGGCUGGAAUAAUAAACCCUCGCUACCCAUGUGUCGGAUCGCCGGAUGAUUUACAGGAUGUUGGGAAGCUGAGAAUGGUGGAGGCUGUACCUGUUUCUUCUUGGCUGAGGGCCUAGCUAGCCCAUGGGGAACUGACAAGAACACUGCUGGAUGGAGGCCAAGAUACUGGAUGGAGAAGACGAGGAAGCACAGAGUAUUGCGGAUCAGUUGUUUUGUUUGUUCUCAUUCUCAUCCAAUCCAAACUAAAUGCAAAGUGUUCUGCAAUGUGCCUCAUUUGUUCACUCUUCCACAUGUCACCGAUGGAAAGAUGGCAAAAAGAGUCAGGCUAGAGAGCUAAGGCUAAAGAAACUUACUUCCUACAUUUGUCAGUUAUAGUCUUAUUUAUUCUGCAGGUUUUAGGGUGAUAGCAAAAAAAAAAAAUAUUGCAAGUAGACAGGUUCUUCUUGUCGCAGCUAUAGUGGCUUCACAUUAAAUAGAGAUUGUAGUGGAGGGAUUAGAGCCAGGAGCUGAAGAUAGUAACCGUCAUGGGGAGGCGUGAAGGCCAGGCUUCAUGGUCAGUGUUGUUAGCAGGGCUGAUGUUAACAGUGACAGCAAUAGCUUUGGAAUAUGAGGGCGUUCCCGGUCAGUGGACGCGUUACGGCCAAUGGGACGCCCAGUCAUCAGGUGAGCUCAGCUUUAUUCUGAAAACCAACAUCAGCAAAGCCCUGGUGCUCUACCUGGAUGACGGAGGGAACUGCGACUUCCUGGAGCUUCUAAUUACAGAUGGAAGGCUACAGAUGCGCUUCACCAUCCACUGUGCUGAACCGGCCUCCCUGCACACCGAGACACAUAUCAAUGACCAGCGCUGGCACCGGAUCCUCCUCUCUCGAAAUCACAGAGAAACCAAGCUGGUUGUGGAUAAUGAAGAGAAAAUGGCUGAGGUCAAGUCCAAGAGGAAUGAAAUGGUAGUAGCCAGUGACCUCUAUGUGGGUGGCAUCUCACCAGAUGUUCGUCUUUCUGCCCUGACCUCCAGCACUGUUAAAUACGAGCCACCAUUCCAGGGUUUUAUAGCCAAUUUGAAACUCGGGGAGGCACUGCCGGUACUGUUGGAUGGCCAAGGUGUUCAUAGUGAUUUGGAGUAUAUAUGUACCACAGACUCGCCGUGCAACAACAGAGGUCUGUGCUCCAUCCACCAAGGAGAGGUCCUCUGUGACUGCACCAGUAGCGGCUACAGGGGGAGGUACUGCCAAGAAGCUAUCCAGAAGGAGGUAGAAGGUCUGGCGCACCUGAUGUUAAACCGCCAAGGUAUGGGGUCUAUUGGGCAGGAGUCGUCAGUGGCCACCUUAAAAGGGAACGAGUUCUUCAGCUACAACCUGUCUCAGACACCCAUCCAGAGCAGUUUGGAUGAGAUCACGCUGUCCUUCCGUACGCUGCAGAGGAAUGGCCUGCUGCUUCACACGGGGAAGUCAGCUGACUAUGUCAACCUGUCCCUGAGGAACGGAGCUGUGUGGCUGGUCAUCAACCUGGGCUCCGGUGCCUUCGAGGCCCUGGUGGAGCCCGCCAGUGGCAAGUUCAAUGACAAUGUCUGGCAUGAUGUCCGUGUGACACGCAACCUCCGCCAGGUAUACAUUUUCACACAUCAAUGUGUGACUAUCUUAGUGGAUGGGAUUCUAACCACGACUGGAUACACUCAGGAGGAUUACACCAUGCUGGGCUCUGAUGACCUCUUCUACAUUGGGGGUAGCCUCAACACAGCUGACCUGCCAGGCUCCCCGGUCAGCAACAACUUCAUGGGCUGUCUGAAAGAUGUGGUCUACAAGAAUAAUGAGUUUAGACUGGAGCUGUCACGCCUCGCCGAACUGCGAGACCCUAAGGUCAGUAUCCAUGGUGACCUGAUAUUCGGCUGUGAGAAUGUGGAGGCCCUGGAGCCAGUCACCUUCGACACGCCGUCUGCCUACCUGACUUUGCCCAGGUGGAACACCAAGAGGACAGGCGCCAUAUCCUUUGACUUCCGCACCACAGAGCCCAGCGGCUUGCUGCUGUUCAGCCAUGGCAGUCUGCAGGGCGCACAGCCCAACAGGAAGCCCAGGGCAGACUACUUUGCCAUGGAGCUGCUGGACGGCUUUUUCUACCUGGUCAUGGACAUGGGAUCCGGCAGCUUUAAGAUGAAAGCCAGCAACAAGAGGCUUAAUGAUGGGGAGUGGUGCCAUGUGGACUUCCAGAGGGAGGGGCGCAAGGGCUUUAUAUCUGUGAACAGCCACAGCAGCCCUUUCACGGCUAAUGAAGGAAGUGAGAUCCUGGACCUGGAUGGGGAUAUGUAUCUUGGAGGCCUGCCUGAAGAGCGCCAGGAUCUUAUGCGACCACCUGAGGUAUGGACAGCCUCCCUCAAUCUUGGCUACGUGGGCUGUGUGAGGGACCUGUUCAUCGACGGACAGAGCCGCGACCUGUGGAGGCUGGCAGAGGUUCAGAGCGCCGCCGGCGUCAGCAGCUUCUGCACCAGAGAGACUCACAUCAGGUGCAACAGAGACACAUGUGCCAAUGGGGGGCAGUGCAGAGAAGGCUGGAACCGACACAUUUGUGACUGCAACGGGACCGGCUACUUGGGUCCCAGCUGUGAGAAUGAGGCCACAGUGCUGAGCUACGACGGCAGCAUGUACCUGAAGGUGGUGCUGCCAAGGUCUCAACACACGGAGGCCGAGGAUGUGUCUCUGCGCUUCAUGUCCCAGAGGGCCUUUGGGCUUCUGAUGGCCACCACCUCGCAAGAGUCGGCUGACACCCUGCGUCUGGAGCUGGACGGAGGCAGGGUGAAACUCACAGUUAACCUGGAUUGUAUCAGGAUAGACUGUAAUCUCAGCAAGGGCCCAGAGAUACUGCUGGUAGGCCAGAAGCUGAAUGACAAUGAGUGGCACACAGUGAAGGUUGUGCGCCGUGGGAAGAAUUUACAGCUGUCGGUGGACAAUGUCACCGUGGAAGGCCACAUGACUGGCGCUCACACCCGCCUGGAGUUCAACAACAUCGAGACGGGUAUCAUGACAGAAAGGCGCUUCAUCUCUGUGAUGCCGUCCAACUUCAUCGGGCAUCUACAGGACCUCUCUUUCAAUGGGAUGCUGUAUCUGGACCAGUGCAAGAAUGGAGACAUCUCUUACUGUGAACUGAAUGCCCGCUUUGGGAUGAGGCACAUUGUGGCCAAUCCUGUGACUUUUCUCAGCCAAGCCAGCUACUUGGCCUUCUCCACCUUGCAGGCCUAUUCUUCCAUGCACCUCUUCUUCCAGUUCAAAACCACAAGUCCCGACGGAUUAAUACUUUACAACUCUGGAGACGGGAGUGACUUUAUAGUGGUGGAGCUAGUCAAAGGGUACAUUCAUUAUGUUUUUGACUUGGGUAAUGGGCCAUCACUAAUGAAGGGCAACUCUGACAAGCCGCUCAAUGACAACCAGUGGCACAAUGUAGUGGUCUCCCGUGACAACAACAACGUACACAUCCUGAAGAUUGAUUCCCGCACCGUCACCCAACAUGCCAAUGGAGCCCGUAACCUGGAUCUAAAAGGGGAGCUGUACAUUGGUGGUGUUGGGAAAAGCAUGUACAGCAGUCUGCCAAGGUUGAUCGCAUCCCGGGAAGGAUACCAGGGCUGCCUGGCAUCUGUGGACUUGAAUGGGAGACUUCCCGACCUGCUGGCAGAUGCCCUCCACAAGGUGGGACAGGUGGAGCGUGGCUGUGGAGGUCCUAGUACCACCUGCACAGAGGAGUCCUGCCACCACCAGGGAGUGUGUCUUCAGCUCUGGGAGGGUUUCUCCUGCGACUGCACCAUGACCACCUACGGGGGCCCGUUCUGCAGCGACCCUGGGACGACAUAUAUCUUCGGGAAGGGAGGGGCCCUCAUCACAUACACUUGGGCUCCCAAUGAGCGACCGAGCACCCGGGCCGACCGGCUCGCCGUGGGCUUCAGCUCUCAGCAGAAGGAUGCCAUCUUGGUGCGAGUGGAGAGUACCGUUGGGCUGGGAGACUAUCUUCAGCUGCACAUAGAUCAAGGAAAAAUUGGUGUGAUCUUCAACGUGGGAACAGAUGACAUUUCCAUCGAUGAGCCUGCCGUCAUUGUAAAUGAUGGCAAGUACCAUGUUGUACGCUUCACACGCAGCGGUGGCAAUGCCACUCUCCAGGUGGACAACCAGCCAGUCAUUGAGCGUUAUCCACCAGGGCACUAUGAUAAUGAACGACUGGCUAUUGCUAGACAAAGAAUCCCAUACAGACUUGGUCGGGUAGUUGACGAGUGGCUACUCGAUAAAGGGAGACAGUUGACCAUCUUUAACAGCCAGGCAGCCAUUAAAAUUGGCGGUCAUGACAAAGGUCGGCCCUUCCAGGGUCAGAUCUCAGGGCUCUACUACAACGGUCUCCAGGUGCUGAAACUGGCAGCAGAAAAUGACCCUAAUGUUCAGGUGGAGGGGAACCUGCGCCUGGUCGGAGACUCCCUCGCCGUCUUGACCACUGAUACCACGUCCGCCACCCCGCUUGCUGUGUCUGAUAUGUCUACAACCAUCAUGGAAACCACCACCACUAUGGCUACCACAACAACCCGCAGGCAGCGUUCACCCAGCUUGAGGGAGAGCAUCUCAAAGAACUCUGAUGAUAUUUUGGUAGCGUCAGCUGAGUGUCCCAGCGAUGAUGAGGACCUGGAGGAGUGUGAACCAGGGACAGGAGGUGAAUUAGUGUUGCCUAUAAUAACAGUGGAUUCCCUUGAGCCCCCAUCCAUCGCCACCCGUUACCCCGUCAUCCCUCCUCCUCCCACCCUACUGUCCCCACUUGAGACCACCAAAGAGUCCUUGAUACUCCCUCCCCACCCCUCCUGCCCCCCGGACCAGGAGGGCUGCGGUGACCCUGUGGAGGUCUCGGCCUUCGGCUCUGGGGAGAUGACGGAAUCAGAUGACGAGGACUUUUACAAUAAUAACUCCCCCAUGGUCACUGAUAGGACAGUCCUUCCUCCACCCCCUGCUGCUGGGGAGGGUGGAGUCCAGAAACCCCGCCCCUUACCUCCUUAUGCUCCCACCACCAACCCCGACCAGCUCCACAUCCCUGCAGGCAAAAUGAACACCCGUGACCAGGUGCUUCUGCCCCCUGCUCCUCCAUCAUCCCGAAACACACCAGGACUAACCUACCCCCCCAAUUUUCCCCAUGUGCCCACAGCCAACCCUACAGCCUCUGAUGAUAAGGGCCAACCCGGCGCCGUGGAGGUGAUCAGGGAGUCCAGCAGCACCACGGGGAUGGUGGUGGGCAUUGUGGCCGCUGCUGCUCUCUGUAUUCUUAUUCUCCUCUAUGCCAUGUACAAGUACCGCAACCGGGACGAGGGCUCCUACCAGACAGACCAGAGCCACAAUUUUGCCAACAAUUCUACUGUGGAGGGCAACGGAGCAGUGGUCAAAGACAAAACGUCAAGCACAGCAACGGCCACUGUGGCCAAGGCAAUCACAAAGGGCAAGAGGAACAAAGACAAAGAAUACUAUGUCUGAGAGCGAAGACAGAAACCAGGCAAGUGUGGACAGAGACUAGAGGAUGAGAGAGGAUGCUUUUAUUUUGCUCCCCGGUUUAGCCAGGUUUACCACCACAGAAAUCCCCCAGGCCACCAAAAGCUUCAGAGCAAUGUUAGAACAGUUACAUUUGCUUCAAAAAGUCUUGGUUUCCCAGCUCCUAUUAGUGAUCGAGGCCUCAUCUUACAGUACGUGAAUGGACUCAUCCUCUGUGUCGCAACAGGCACUCGGUCUGCAUUCACCAAAUUUUUUGUCAGUAUAUGAUUUUUUUUAAUGUUAUUAACAAAAAAGGAAAAGGCAUAUCCACUUUGGCUUUGUAUAUAGCAUGGAUAUGGUUGAGUAAAGAAAGUGCUGAGAACAUCAUAACAAAUUUGCCUAAAUGUUUUCUUUGUACUUGUUUGUAAUGCUCGAUCUCAAGUCUGUGUGUCCCCAUUGUGAUAUAUGAGGCAGCACAGGCCAGUUAUUGGAUUUUUAUGGUAGGUAAAUAAAGCAGAGAGCAAACCAGUAACUCUGAAAGAAAGCCUUUAUUUGGAUGCCCAUAUUUGAAAAGUUAUCACUACAGACUUCCCUCUUUCUUUCUUUCUUUCUUUUUUUCUGUUACAUGGUUUUAAACCCCUCCAGUCACUCUGCCUCUCAGAUUGUCCACAGUGAUGCUUUUAUGUUUCUGGUGCAAAAUCAUAACUGAAGCAUGAUAUAUAGCUCUCCUGAUGAAAAUUACAGAAUUUAAAAGGGAUUAUAAAAAUUAUUCAGCAUACUCUAGCCAGUGAACCUUAUAGUUUGAUGGAUGAGAAUGAGAGUCAUUUUUAUGUGAGAUAUCACAGUCAAUGUGCCAUGCCAUUCCAAGUAGGGAAUAAUUGUGCAACAGUCAGUCUACGCUCGUGAAAGGCAUUUCUCAUCACUUGUAUGUACAUAUAGAGGUUAGCCGAUUGAAAGAGCAUUGUGUAUGUAUGUAUGUUUGUUUCUUAGUGAAUGCAGGGGAGCAGACGUGAAGAAGACCUUAUGUGAGAGAUGCUCUGCCCCUCCUCACGCCCCCCAAGUUUUCAUGACAACGUUAAAGCGCUGCAGCCUGAAUAUCACAGGAAUUUUUUUGAACACAGAAUUGCUUCUAAGGAAGUUUUUCUGAUUGCUCUCUGGAAAGGGAGACACUACCCAGCUCGGGUGAAGAGGCUGGCUCACUCUUAUCUCUUUUUUCCUCAAAUUGUCAUGGGAUACUGCAAAAGCACACAGAAAAUGUAAACAUAUCUUUGAGACAUAGAUAUUCCUUGUAAAGCAGCCAAACAUAUUGUUUUUUUUUCUACCAGUUGCUAAAAGACUAUUCUAUGAGAUGAAUAAUUGAAAGUUUGUGAAUUGUAUUGAUAUUUCUCUGAUAUUUCGGUGUAUCUUGUUACAACUCUCAACACAUGACAUUUUAGAUUGCCUUUUACUUCAGACCAGACAAAAAGCACACACUUUCCUCUGGUAGCUGCAAAUAUCUUCUGUUUUCACGUUAUGGCAGGUUGGAUUAUGCAGACAAAACACAAGGAGCGAACCAACUUUUUGUUUUGUGCAUUUUAUAUGUGCUAAAUCUGUCACUCAUUGGAUCUGAUAUAAAGCCAUUUCUCUGUUGAUUUAUGUCUACAUUUACUUAUUCAAGCUCUGUGAUUUCCUGUUAUUUUUUUAUGAAAGUGCCAUUCAACAUGGGCUGCUCAGAGUAUAUUCCAUUCCUCACUCAUUGCUAUUGUAUAGUGUUCCUGUGAAAUGGAUCUCAAUGUGUACAGACCAUGGAUAAAGAUGAAAAUACACUUGAUUAUAUACUUUGUA
This is a messenger RNA of Myripristis murdjan (pinecone soldierfish), 7469 nucleotides long. RefSeq names its product neurexin-2-like. The transcript is spliced from 21 exons. Bases 696 to 5651 code for a protein of 1651 amino acids. The record is from RefSeq and is a predicted model, not a curated record. Lineage: Eukaryota; Metazoa; Chordata; Actinopteri; Holocentriformes; Holocentridae.